AAAGAAAGCAGAGUUCAAGUGCAGACAUCUGUCUCCGUCCUGGAUAUUUCUGAUGUGCCCACAUAUACACGUAUUUUAAUUUUUAUUCUAAGGCGUGGUCCCUUGUUAAAGCAACCUCGACCACCACUACCUACGCAUAUAUUGCACAGCUCGGGGGUAGAUCCCUUAUGCUAAGUUUGGACCAAAGAACCACGAUUUUCUGCUUUUCGACUGGAAUUUUAAGAAUCGUGGCAACAUUUCUAGAAUUGGCAAAAAUAGAAAAGGAACAAAACUGUCGCCAUGAUCUCUCCGUGGUGCUGAAGCAGCACUCCUUUGCCCUGUACUGUCAGUGUUUCAUUCAGGCUAUAGCAUUUCCCUUUAGCCUUUACAUUAACAUCCUAAUAGUAAACGCUUUUGACUCUCAAUUAAAUUUCUGUUAAUUGAACGAUAUGCAAGAUUGGGACACGAUCUUCGAUCUCUUAGUUUUCAUAUACGAUAGCCAGCAUUUAAAGCCUUUUUAUUUUAGACCAGAAUUGUAAUUUGGCCAUUUGUUCUUGCAUUGAUUGUGCCUUGGGGUGAAAACAGGGCUGCAUCAGAAACCUGUGCUUACGGUGGGUUGGGGCUUAAAGCCGGCACCCGGAUCUUGGAACUACAUUUCCCAGAACCACAGGCGCUCCUCCCGUGAGGCCGCGCAUGCUUACUGGAGACACGAAGCCGUAGCUUCCGGCUAGUCGCGUGGUCGCGAGCUGAUGACCGGAAGGAUUAGUUCUUUUUCACAGGAAGCUUCAAGAAGUUAACUUGCCCAAAAGUACACAGCUAGUAAGUACCGGAGCUGUAACAGUACCUCAGCAGUCUGAAUCAGACAUCAAAAAAGCAGCAUGAUGGGGUCUGCACACAUACAGCACACAUGUGUAUGCAUAUACUCUAAGACAAAUCUGUCCUAAUAAGAAUAACAAUCCAAAUCAACCACCGAAGCACGCAGUGGUGGAUUUCCUGACUGGGCUGAAGACGGCUUUUCUUGUCUUGUCUUCAGACGGUUGUCAUGGCUGAAAACACAGAAAGAAACCAGAUUGAGAAACUCCUAAGCAGAGUAAAGGAACUGGAGCAGGAGGUGAAAAGACUUAAGAAAGAACAGGCCAACAGUAUCAAAGACUCAAACAUCAGAGAAAAUUCUUUAGGCUCUGGAAAAGCUAAGCGUGCAUUUGAUUUCAGUGCUCAUGGCCGAAGACAUGUAGCUUUAAAAAUAGCCUACCUAGGCUGGGGAUACCAGGGCUUUGCCAGUCAGGAAAACACAAGCAAUACCAUUGAAGAGAAACUGUUUGAGGCCUUAACCAAGACCCGACUAGUAGAAAACAGACAGACAUCCAACUAUCACCGGUGUGGUCGAACAGACAAAGGAGUUAGUGCCUUUGGUCAGGUGAUUUCUCUGGACCUACGUUCUCAGUUUCCAAGGGGCAGGGAUUCAGAUGACUCUAAUUUAAAAGAUGAUGAAGCCGACGAUGUUGCUAAAGAGAUCCGUUACACCCACAUUCUCAAUCGGGUGCUCCCUGCAGAUAUCCGAGUGUUGGCCUGGGCUCCUGUAGAGCCCAGCUUCAGUGCUAGGUUUAGCUGUCUAGAGCGGACUUACCGCUAUUUUUUCCCUCGUGCUGAUUUAGAUAUUGUAACCAUGAAUGACGCCGCUCAGAAGUAUGUCGGCACUCAUGACUUCCGAAACCUGUGUAAAAUGGAUGUGGCCAAUGGAGUGGUGAACUUUCAGAGGACUAUCCUGUCUGCACAAGUGCAACUGGUGGCUCAGAGCCUGGGUGAGGAGAGACGGCAGGAGCCUUUCCAGUUAUGUCAGUUCCAAGUGACUGGCCAGGCCUUCCUGUAUCAUCAAGUCCGGUGUAUGAUGGCUAUCCUCUUUCUGAUUGGCCAAGGAAUGGAGAAGCCAGAGAUUAUUGAUGAAUUGCUAAACAUAGAGAAAAAUCCCCAGAAACCUCAAUAUAGCAUGGCUGUUGAAUUUCCUCUAGUCUUGUAUGACUGUAAAUUUGAGAAUACCAAAUGGAUUUAUGAUCGCGAGGUUCAGGAGUUCAAUGUUACUCACCUGCAACAGCUAUGGGCUAAUCAUGCUGUUAAAACCCACAUGCUGUAUAGUAUGCUACAAGGACUAGACUCUGUCAUGAUAACAUGUGGGGCAGGAACAAAGAUGGAUGAAGCAACAGAAUGGAGAAACAUUAAGCCCUCUGUCAUAAAGCAAACUAGUGCCUUUGUCGAAGGAGUGAAAAUGCGCACAUAUAAGCCCCUCAUGGAUCGCCCUAAAUGCCAAGGACUGGAAUCCCGGAUCCAGCAUUUUGUACAGAGAGGACGUAUUGAUCACCCACAUUUACUCCACAAGGAAGAAACAAAGGCCAAAAGGGACUGUGCCGACACAGAAGAAGAAAAUACUGUUUUAGAGAAUCCAACAAAGAGGGUCUGUAUAAUAGAUGCAGAGAUUAACAGUACUGUAUAAUCCCAGCAAGCUGAGAUCUCUACCAGGAUCUAAGAAACAAAAUCAGCUAAAAUUCUAAAGACUGGCUCUUAAAAAGACCUAACAAGUCUUAAACAGGAAAGGGUCUAAAUAUUCUCUAAUCCCUGUCCAAAAGAAUUAUGGAAUAAAAGAAGCAAAAAGCACUUGUGAGCUA
Messenger RNA from Peromyscus maniculatus bairdii (prairie deer mouse), 2639 nucleotides. Lineage: Eukaryota; Metazoa; Chordata; Mammalia; Rodentia; Cricetidae. The record is from RefSeq and is a predicted model, not a curated record.